GGCAUGCACAUAUAGAUGGUAAACAGUGCAGCAUGUCAUCCAGUGAGAGAAAGUGUAGUGGAUAGACCCAGAAUAUUGACAGAUUCUGCCAAAAAAAGAGCAGUCUGCAGCUUCACUUACUCUAAGAAGGAAAAAAUUGAUGUGGUGUCACUAGAAUACCAGAGGAAAGGUUACGAUAAAUGUGAAUAUUUGAUCAAAGCCCCUCCUGAUAGCAACAUCAUCGCCCUCAACUUUACUGAUCUUGUGGGAUUUCAGUCCUCCAUUGGAACAGUGCCAGACACUCAAGCAGGUCAAGUGGGAUCUGAUCCCAAGGAACUGCUGCCUUGCCUACCACCAGAACUGACCAUAAGUGAUGAGACUCGAGGAAAUCUAGGUGUAGUUAGCAACAAGAUUUGCAAAUCUCAGAAUUACCAAUCCCCCCAUGUCUUUCAUUACAAAUCCAAUGUGUUGAAGAUUAUAUAUGUAUGGGUAGAAGAUGAACAGAGCGGUUUCACAUUGGAUAUAAAUUUUCAUCAGAGCUUCAAUAACUGUGUUUUUACUUGUGAUGGAACCCAUUGUUUGGAAAAUAAGAGCCUAAUUUGUGAUCAAGUAUACCAUUGCCAGGACGAGACAGAUGAGCAAAACUGUCCCCAGUCCUCUGUAGGAACAGCUUCCACGACAGUCACUCGAGUUGUGGUCAUUAUUGUGACGAUUACUUUAAUGCCUGUUUUGGCCAUCCUGAUCUGUGUAGCCAGCCCGUGUAAAUCGACACGUCGCAUGUUGCGUCGGUGGACAAAUCGCGACCGUGGGGACGUGGAAAAUCGACAGUUGAGGCCCAGAUCCCAAAUUUCUGAGGCAGGAUUUGGUGGAGCUACGUCCACAUCUUGUGUAUCAGCCAGUCAAGAAAUCUCGGACCCUCAAGAGGCCCUGCUUCGUGAACGACGAAUACUGAAACAUUCAAUGCAAACUGACAUGACCAUUAGCUUACCACCACAAAUACCCAUCUCUCAAGAUGGAGAGGAGGGUUACCAACAGAGUCAAAAGGCUUUGAAAUAUCAGCCUAAAUCUGAUGGUUACCAACAUUGCUUUAGACCCCCACCCAACAAGACUGUGCAUGAUAAAGAGAGCCCGCCUCCGUACUAUUCUCAUUCUGCCUCUGCCAUAGAUAAAGUCGGUCAUUCUCCACUGAAAGUCGGGGGAAGUCCUGACAGCCGAACGACGUCCAGCAACAUGUUGUCCCGGUCGCACAACAUGGAUGCAAUCAACACGGUUAAGUUAACUGUUAGCGUGGUUGCGCUUUUGUUUUGUGUAGUGGGGACAAUUUCCACCCAGCGGAGUGAGACGGACUGGUAUUCUCUGGAAGAAUCAAAAAUCUACAAUCACAAACCAUGUUUCAAAAAGAUGUACCCAGAGGAGAUUCGCGUUGGCAUGAAGCCCCGCCCACAUGAGUACAUGGAUUUGAGCACCCUUCCUUUGAACUGGGACUGGCGAAAUAUCAAUGGAACAAACUACUGUAGUACAACUAGGAACCAACACAUUCCACAAUAUUGUGGUUCUUGUUGGGGAAUGGGAUCAACCAGUGCUUUAGCAGACAGAAUCAACAUCAAGCGUAAAGGUGCGUGGCCGUCAGCCUACCUGUCUGUACAGCAUGUUAUAGACUGUGGGAAUGCAGGAAGCUGUGAAGGAGGGGACGAUGUGGGUGUAUGGCGGUAUGCUAACUCACAUGGUAUCCCUGAUGAGACCUGCAACAAUUACCAGGCUAAGGAUCAAAAAUGUGCUGCUUUUAAUCAGUGCGGAACUUGCUCAACAUUUGGAAAAUGUUUCCAGCUGAGUAACUACACUUUAUGGAAGGUGUCGGAUUAUGGAACAGUUAAAGGCCGGGAAAAAAUGAUGGCUGAGAUAUAUAAAAAUGGACCAAUCAGUUGUGGAAUUGAUGCCACUGAAAAACUCGAGGCUUACACUGGUGGAGUUUACAUGGAAAAGAAAGAGUUACCAAUGGUGAACCACAUUGUGUCAGUAGUGGGCUGGGGAGUGGAUCCGGCCACAAAAACCGAGUACUGGGUUGUACGGAACUCGUGGGGAGAUCCCUGGGGUGAACAUGGAUGGCUGAGAAUUGUCACCAGUGCCUACAAAGGUGGGAAAGGCAAUGACUAUAAUCUGGCCAUAGAGUCUAGGUGUGCUUAUGGAGACCCGAUUAUACCCCCUGGGUACUAAGGAAUUGCAAAAUUCAGAAUGAAAACACUGGUUCUCUCCACUACGUCAUAAUAAUAUUGAAAGUUUUGAGUAAAGACUUGAUUGGUAAUUUAUCUUUAACUGAUUUUUCCCCUAACUGGUGUUGAAGUGUUAAUUAUAAAUAGCAUUGUUUCUAACAAGACUAGAAAUGAAUACUUAAUCAUUGUUCUUAAUUUUAUCUUUGGUCAUUUUCUUGGAGUUUGAAUUUCCAUGCAAUGAAUCAAAUCCAAGUUCUGACAAUCUAAACUCAUGUUAGAGACAAAGCUUAUGUCUCUCGUCACUACAGCGGUGUGGAUCUGUAUCAUACUUUAAUUUACUUAGUGAUAUUAGUUUGUGCAAUCUCAAAGUUGAUAAAAGUGUAUAUUUUAAAAAAAGAUCUGUGUAUUUCAACGUUUUGUUAACUGACAGCUGCAGAUAACAUCUACAUUUCAUUGAAGAUUUCACUACAUGUAUAGAUGGUUGGUGUCUUUGGUUUAAACUUAAAAUGUCAACUUUCAUCAUAAUUUUCUAUUCAAAAUUGAUUGUUGUCACAUUUCAGUGCCGAAAAAUGUCUAUCUUAUAUUGUUUUUUUUAUUAUGUUUUUGAGAUUUAUGUAUUUUUAUUUCAACAUUUUUAAAAUAUUUCUUUAAAAUAUUUAAAAAAUAUUUCUGUAUGGUCGCACAUGGAAAUUCUAUUUCAAAUCAAAAUAAAAUCUUUUAAAAGAA
Messenger RNA from Ostrea edulis (European flat oyster), 2915 nucleotides. RefSeq lists its product as uncharacterized. The record is from RefSeq and is a predicted model, not a curated record. The transcript is spliced from 12 exons. Gene Ontology annotation, molecular function: cysteine-type endopeptidase activity; protein binding. The coding region runs from base 16 to 2193 and encodes 725 amino acids. Gene Ontology annotation, cellular component: lysosome. NCBI's taxonomy places the organism in Eukaryota, Metazoa, Mollusca, Bivalvia, Ostreida, Ostreidae.